AUGACUCCUUUGUUAUUACUUUUUUUAUUCACAGCGUUUGGGCAACCCGAUAAACCACCAAAACAAAUACCUGCACUUCCCAACCUACCUACAAGUAAAACUUGGCCUUUAAAAAGAGACCCUAGACCACAAACUCCAAAAAGUUCAACUUGGCCUAGAACUCAAAAACCAACCACUGAGCCAGACAAACGUGGUUCACUGAAAAGAUAUGAAGUUCAAGAAUUUCCUCCAAGACCAUUGACUCCUCCACCAGCUGGUGCUGAAGGAGGAGAGGAGCAACCAAGUACAUCAACAACUUCACCAGCUGGUGCUGAAGGAGGUGAACAACAACAACCACUUUCUUUAUUUGAAGGAAAAGUGGGACAAAUCUUAAAAGAAUUUCAAUCAACAGAAGAGACUUAUGUUUUGAGUUUAAUGGAACUGGAAGAGAAAAUGGAAGAACGUUUAGACCUUUUCGAACAGGAAAUUAUUGGCCUUUUAAAAAUAAUUUUUGAAAAACACAACGGGUUUUUGAAAAAGCUCAUUCAUGCCAACACUCAUACAAGCGUCAGAUUGGUAUACAUCGCUUUGAAUGAAUUAAUCGAUUUAAUGGAAAAUAAAGAAUUAAGAAAAGCAUAUGUGACAUUUAUUGUUAAGGUAAGUAAAUGGGUUAAAUUACUCGAUAAACUCAACCCAAAACCAAGAAAAAAUAAACUACUUUCUGAAAUUGGUGCGUUAAUAAUUACACCAAUGCAAAGACUUCCAAGAUACGAAUUGCUUCUCAAAGAUUUACUUAAAACUCCUGUUUUUAAAGAUAACCAAAACGCAAAAAGAGCUCUGGAUGCUUGUGUCAAGACUGCUAAACAUAUAAACAAAAGAGUGUAA
This is a messenger RNA of Entamoeba invadens IP1, 864 nucleotides long. RefSeq lists its product as hypothetical. The transcript has a single exon. Gene Ontology annotation, molecular function: guanyl-nucleotide exchange factor activity. Bases 1 to 864 code for a protein of 287 amino acids. The record is from RefSeq and is a predicted model, not a curated record. Lineage: Eukaryota; Evosea; Mastigamoebida; Endamoebidae.